Molecule: messenger RNA, 1208 nt
Organism: Triticum urartu
Lineage: Eukaryota; Viridiplantae; Streptophyta; Magnoliopsida; Poales; Poaceae
Product: xyloglucan endotransglucosylase protein 7
Biological process (GO): cell wall biogenesis; xyloglucan metabolic process
Cellular component (GO): cell wall; apoplast
Molecular function (GO): hydrolase activity, hydrolyzing O-glycosyl compounds; xyloglucan:xyloglucosyl transferase activity
Source: RefSeq, a predicted model, not a curated record
GGCUCGCCUCACACAAACACACCAGAAAUAUAAUACCGGGUGCAGAAGAAUUCAAUCCCAACCCAACGAUGGCGUCGAGUCCCAGGAGAACAGUCGUGUGCUCGGUGCUGCCACUGCUGCUGCUGCUUGCCGGCGCGGCCCGCGCGGCGGGUAACUUCUACCAGGACGUGGACAUCACGUGGGGCGACGGGCGCGGCAAGAUCGUCGGCGGCGGCGACGUCCUGACGCUGUCCCUCGACAGGGCCUCCGGCUCCGGGUUCCAGUCCAAGAACCAGUACCUGUACGGCCGCUUCGACAUGCAGAUCAAGCUCGUCCCCGGCGACUCCGCCGGCACCGUCGCCACUUUCUACCUGUCGUCGCAGGGGUCGGCGCACGACGAGAUCGACUUCGAGUUCCUGGGGAACGCGAGCGGGCAGCCCUACACGGUGCACACCAACGUGUACAGCCAGGGCAAGGGCGGCCGGGAGCAGCAGUUCCGCAUGUGGUUCGACCCCACCGCCGACUUCCACACCUACUCCGUCGUCUGGAACCCCACGCACAUCCUGUUCUACGUGGACGGGACGCCGAUCCGGGAGCACCGGAACCGGGAGGCGGCGACGGGGGUGGCGUACCCGCGGAGCCAGGCGAUGCGGGUGUACGCCAGCGUGUGGGACGCGGAGGAGUGGGCGACGCAGGGCGGGCGGGUGAGGACGGACUGGUCGCGGGCGCCCUUCGUGGCGUCGUACAAGGGCUUCGCCGCGAGCGGGUGCGCGUCGCAGGACGCGGCGGCGUGCGCCAGGUCCAACGGCGCGUGGAUGUACCAGGAGCUGGACGCCACCGCGCUGGACCGACUCCAGUGGGUGCAGAAGAACUACAUGAUCUACAACUACUGCACGGACACCUGGAGGUUCAAGGACGGCGCUCCGCCCGAGUGCGCCACCAAGUAGAGUGUUCUAUCUCGAGGCGACGUUCCCAGGAUAGGCCACGUUCCCGGGUAUUUUUUUUUGGGGGGUAGAUUGGGUAUAUAAUUUGUGUACACCUACGUAUGGACGUAAUUGUAACCAUGCAGGUAUAUAAACGAUAUACUCCCUCCGUCUCAAAAUAAGUGACUCGACUUUGUACUAGUUUGUAUAAAGUUAAGUCAUUUAUUUUGAAACGGAAGGAGUAAUAAAUUCAGCUUAUACAAUAUAUCAAUAUUUAUCUAUUUAUCUAGGCGGGGCAUAUACUUA